AUGAAUAUAACAUGUGUGAUAUGUAGUGAUUUAUUUACUCCUAGUGCUAGUAUUUAUACAACACCAUGUGGUCAUAUUUUCCAUUAUCACUGCUUAUUGCACUGGUUUGAAAAUUCCAAAACAUGUCCGCAAUGCAGAGCAAAGGCCUCGCCAAAAGUACUGGUUCGGUUGUACAUGAAUGUGAAUGCAUCUCAGGGGGCUGAAGCUGACUCUACAGUUUUACAGUACAAACUAGAGGCUGCAGAAUUUAGUAUGAAAUUAAAAGAACGUGACGCUAACGAGAUUGCAAAAACUAAUCAGAAACUAAAAGAACAAAAUAAAAGUUUAAGGAGUAGUAUUAAGGAGCUAGAAUUGGCAACGCCUAGAUUUGAAUCUGUGAUAGCAGCAUUGAAAGACCAAAUUAAAUAUUUCAAAAAUGAAGCAAAAAAAUGUGCUCAACUAGAAAGUGAAGUAAAGAUGCACAAAAACCGGAUAAAGGAUUUAGAACACGUACAACUAGCUGUGGAGGGCAGCAGGCUUCAAGUGGACGAAAUUAUCAGAAAUGAAAAUAAUGUUGAAUCUCUGGCGCUUCUUGCUGCAACAUUAAAAAAGUCACUAAUUGAUACAGAUAGGAAAAAGAAAGAGCUGCAACAUGAAUUAAGGAAGACGCAAAGCGAAUUAUCACAGACUAAAAGAAAAAUGUCAGAAACACAAUUCAAUUAUGAUAGCAUGAAAAUACAAUUGGAAACCUUGCAAGUGAGUCAUGCAAAGGAAAUCUCGUUUUUGAAAGACAAAGUUUCCCAACUGAAAAGUAAAACAUUGAAUGGCCCAGUAAAUGAUUCAUUUAACAAAAGCGUAAAGCGAAUUAUUGCAGAAAGUCCGAUUAACUAUAAUAGAACGCCAGUACUUUCUGACCAACAGGAAGAUAUUAUUGAUUUGAGUGAGACGCCACCAUGUUCUGGAUCAAAAGUACAUUCAGCGUCGGCGUCCACAAUGGAUUGCAAUAAAAAAGAUGAUCUGAUAGAUUUAUGUCAAGACCUCGGUCAAGAUUCUCCUCUAGCUCCAUCAUCCAUGGGGUUGUUUGCAAUGCAGAGAGCAAAAAGAUGUGCCGAAAAACCAGAUGCCAAUAAGUUCACCAUAUUCAAAUCAGUACCUUCAUCAAAAUCUUCUCAAGAACCUGUAGAAAGUGUAACAAAAUACAAACGAGUUAACUUUAGUUACGAUGGCUUGGGCGGAUCCAGCCAACAAGAUUUAUAUCCAUCACAAGUAAUGAAAAAGCCAAAGAUUUCCAAGUUCAAAAAGUUAUCUGCUGAUGCAGGAAAACCAACCAGGAAAAUAUCCGAGUUUAUUAAUAUUUCUUAA
This is a messenger RNA of Ceutorhynchus assimilis (cabbage seed weevil), 1341 nucleotides long. The record is from the annotation of a GenBank genome assembly. Lineage: Eukaryota; Metazoa; Arthropoda; Insecta; Coleoptera; Curculionidae.